Drosophila takahashii is the source of this 5049-nucleotide messenger RNA. It is a transcript of the gene Polr1A, whose product is annotated as RNA polymerase I subunit RpI1. Gene Ontology annotation, biological process: DNA-templated transcription. Gene Ontology annotation, molecular function: DNA binding. The record is from RefSeq and is a predicted model, not a curated record. Gene Ontology annotation, cellular component: RNA polymerase I complex. Lineage: Eukaryota; Metazoa; Arthropoda; Insecta; Diptera; Drosophilidae.
AAUCGACGGGGUUUCACCUCUAUUAGCCACACACGUGCGCGCCUGUUGCGCUCCAAUUUUCCUAGAGUUUUUAACAGAAAUCGUGGUUUAAAUCAGGCGAAAUGGGUUCCAAGCGGCCGCAGGACGUGCACAUGUUCCCCUCGGACCUGGAGUUCGCCGUCUUCACGGACCAGGAGAUCCGCAAGCUUAGCGUGGUGAAGGUGAUCACGGGCAUCACCUUCGAUGCCCUGGGACACGCGAUGCCCGGUGGUCUGUACGACAUUCGAAUGGGCUCCUAUGGCAGGUGCAUGGAUCCUUGUGGCACGUGCCUCAAGCUGCAGGAUUGCCCCGGUCACAUGGGCCACAUCGAGCUGGGCACGCCCGUCUACAAUCCCUUCUUCAUCAAGCUGGUGCAGCGACUGCUCUGCAUCUUCUGUUUGCACUGCUACAAGCUGCAGAUGAAGGACCACGAAUGCGAGAUCAUCAUGCUGCAGUUGCGCCUCAUCGACGCCGGCUACAUCAUCGAGGCCCAGGAUCUGGAGCUCUUCAAGUCCGAGAUUGUCUGCCAAAACUCCGAUGAGUUGGUUACCCUGCGGAAUGGGGAUUUGGUGCACCCCCACAUUGCCGCCAUGUACAGUCUGCUGGAGAAGAACGAGGUGAACUCGAGCAACUCCACCAAGACCAGCUGCUCCCUGCGCACGGCCAUCACGCAUGCGGCACUGCAGCGAGCGGGCAAAAAGUGCAGGCAUUGCAACAAGUCGAUGCGCUAUGUGCGCUACAUGCAUCGCCGGCUGGUAUUCUACGUCACCCUGGCGGACAUCAAGGAGCGCAUUGGUGGUGCCUCCGAGGCCGGUGGUCAGAACAAGGUCAUUUUUGCCGACGAGUGUCGUCGUUAUAUGCGCCAGAUAUACGCCAACUACCCAGAGCUGUUGAAGCUAUUAGUACCCGUCUUAGGACUCAGUAACACGGACCUUUCGCAGGGCGAUCGAUCACCGGUGGACCUCUUCUUCAUGGACAACAUUCCGGUGACGCCGCCACGCGCCCGUCCCAUGAACAUGCUGGGGGACAUGCUUAAGGGUAAUCCCCAGACGGACAUCUACAUUCACAUCAUCGAGAACAACCAUGUGCUGAAUGUGGUGCUGAAGUACAUGUCAGGCAGCAAGGAGAAGCUCACGGAGGAGGCCAAGGCCGCGUAUCAAACUCUCAAGGGCGACACAUCCCAUGAGAAGCUGUACAACGCUUGGCUGGCUUUACAAACUUCUGUGGAUGUGCUGCUCGAUGUGAAUAUGUCGCGGGAGAUGAAGUCUGCCGAGGGUCUGAAGCAAAUUAUCGAAAAGAAGGACGGUCUAAUCCGCAAGCACAUGAUGGGCAAGCGUGUGAACUACGCAGCUCGUACUGUCAUCACCCCGGAUCCCAAUAUAAACGUGGAUGAGAUCGGUAUUCCCGAUAUAUUUGCGAGGAAAUUAUCCUAUCCCGUGCCCGUGACCGAAUGGAAUGUCACGGAGCUGCGCAAGAUGGUCACGAAUGGUCCGGAUAUUCAUCCCGGAGCGAACUACAUCCAGGAUAAGAACGGAUUUACCACCUAUAUACCAGCCGACAAUGCGGCCAAGCGGAAGAGCAUGGCCAAGAUGCUACUGUCCAAUCCGAAGGAUGGCGUGACGAUCGUUCAUCGGCACGUGCAAAAUGGGGACGUCCUGCUGCUGAACCGACAGCCCUCGCUGCACAAGCCAUCCAUCAUGGCCCACAAGGCGCGCAUUCUGCACGGCGAGAAGACCUUCCGGCUGCACUACUCCAACUGCAAGGCCUACAACGCCGAUUUCGAUGGCGACGAGAUGAACGCCCACUAUCCGCAGAGCGAGGUGGCCCGGGCGGAGGCCUACAACCUGGUGAAUGUGGCCAGCAACUAUCUGGUGCCUAAGGACGGCACGCCGUUGGGUGGCCUCAUUCAGGAUCACGUCAUUUCGGGCGUGAAGCUCUCGAUUCGUGGGCGAUUCUUCAAUCGCGAGGACUACCAACAACUGGUUUAUCAGGGACUGUCGCAGAAUAAGAAGGAUGUCAAGCUGCUGCCACCGGCCAUCUUGAAACCAGUGAGGCUUUGGUCCGGCAAGCAAGUCUUGUCCACCAUUAUAAUAAACUUGAUUCCCGAGGGAUACGAGAAAAUUAAUCUUGAUUCGUUUGCUAAGAUUGGUGGAAAGAAUUGGAAUGUUACCCGUGCACGCCCCGCAAUUUGUGGCACGAAUCCUGAGGAGAACGAGCUCAGCGAAAGCCAAGUGCAAAUCCGGAAGGGAGAACUGCUGGUUGGAGUUCUGGACAAGCAGCAAUAUGGAGCCACCACCUUUGGUUUGAUCCACUGCAUGUAUGAGCUGUAUGGCGGCGAUGUGUCGACACGUCUGCUCACCUCCUUCACCAAGGUAUUCACCUUCUUUCUGCAACUGGAGGGCUUUACCUUGGGUGUCAAGGAUAUCCUGGUGACGGGCGAAGCGGAUAGGAAGAGGAGGCAUAUCAUCCGCGAGUGUCGCGAUGUGGGAAACAGUGCAGUGUCUGCUGCUCUGGAUUUAGAAGACGAACCGCCGCACGAUGAGUUGGUGGAGAAGAUGGAAGAGGCCUAUGUGAAGGACUCAAAGUUUAGAGUGAUCCUGGAUCGCAAAUACAAGUCACUGUUGGAUGGCUACACCAAUGACAUAAAUAAAACUUGUCUCCCUGGAGGACUCAUCACCAAGUUCCCUUCGAACAAUCUGCAACUGAUGGUGCUAUCCGGCGCCAAGGGAUCCAUGGUGAACACCAUGCAAAUCUCCUGCCUGCUGGGACAAAUUGAGUUGGAAGGCAAGCGACCGCCGUUGAUGAUAUCCGGCAAGUCGCUGCCCAGUUUCACCUCCUUUGAGACUUCCCCAAAGUCGGGAGGUUUUAUCGAUGGACGUUUCAUGACGGGCAUUCAGCCGCAGGACUUUUUCUUCCAUUGCAUGGCUGGUCGUGAAGGUCUCAUUGAUACUGCUGUAAAGACCUCGCGCUCUGGUUAUCUGCAGCGCUGUCUUAUCAAACAUUUGGAGGGCCUGAGUGUCCAUUAUGAUCUCACUGUUCGCGACAGUGAUAAUAGUGUGGUGCAGUUCCUUUACGGCGAGGAUGGCUUGGACAUUCUGAAGUCCAAGUUUUUUAACGACAAGUUCUGUGCCGAUUUCCUCACGCAGAAUGCCACCGCCAUUCUGCGACCCAGUCAACUGAGCCUCAUGAAGGACGAGGAGGAACUGGCCAAGGUGCAGCGCCAUGAGAAGCACAUACGCAGCUGGCAGAAAAAGAAACCGGCCAAGCUGCGCGCCGCCUUCACUCACUUCUCCGAGGAGCUGCGCGAUGAGGUGGAGGUGAAGCGACCCAAUGAGAUUAACGCCAAGACGGGUCGCCGCCGCUUCGACGAGGGUCUGCUGAAGCUGUGGAAGAAGGCGGAUGCCGAGGACAAGGCUCUGUACCGCAAAAAGUACGCCCGCUGUCCGGAUCCCUCGGUGGCUGUCUACAAACAGGAUCUUUACUACGGCAGCGUAUCGGAGAGGACGCGAAAACUCAUCGAUGACUAUGCAAAGAGGAAGCCGGCCCAUAAGGAGACCAUAGCCGACAUCAUGCGGGUCAAGACCAUCAAGGCAUUGGCUUCGCCUGGCGAACCUGUGGGUCUGAUAGCCGCCCAGUCGAUCGGUGAACCCUCCACUCAGAUGACACUGAAUACUUUCCAUUUUGCGGGUCGUGGUGAGAUGAACGUGACUCUGGGUAUUCCUCGACUGCGCGAGAUUCUCAUGCUGGCCUCGUCGAACAUCAAGACGCCCUCCAUGGAUAUUCCAAUUAAGCCUGGUCAGCAGCACCAGGCGGAAAAGCUGCGCAUUAAUCUUAAUUCGGUGACUCUGGCAAACCUUUUGGAGUCUGUCCACAUCAGCACUAGUUUGACCCUGGAACCAGAGAGAGCCUACGAGUAUGAGAUGCGCUUCCAAUUCCUGCCCAGGGAGGUCUACAAGGAGGAUUAUGGCGUGCGACCCAAGCACAUCAUCAAGUACAUGCACCAAACUUUCAUCAAGCAGCUGAUACGAGCUAUUUUAAAGGUGUCCAAUGCCUUGAAGACGACGAAAAUCGUUGUAAUAGACGACAAAAAGGAUGCUGAUAAGGAUGACGAUCACGAUUUGGACAAUGCUGAUGAUGUGGCUGGUCCAAAACCAAAGGCUAAUAAUAAUGAUGAUGAUUCGUCGGAUGAUAACGCUGAUGAUGACGACGCGACUGGUGUGAAACUGAAGCAACGCAAACUCGAUGAGAAUGACUACGACGAUCCAGAUGAUGUUGAGGAACUGCAUGAUGCCAAUGAUGACGAUGAAGAGGCGGAAGACCAGGACGAUGAGGAGAAGGGCAAGGAUGCUGAUGACAACAAUGUGGACGAUAAAUCCGUCGAGAGAUUGCUCAGCAACGACAUGGUCAAGGGCUACACGUACGACAAGGAGAACCAUCUGUGGUGCCAGGUCAAGCUAAACCUGAGUGUGCGCUACCAGAAGCCCGAUCUUACCUCCAUCAUCCGGGAGUUGGCCGGCAAGAGUGUGGUUCACCAGGUGCAGCACAUUAAGCGGGCCAUCAUCUACAAAGGCACCGGCGAUGAGCAGCUGCUGAAGACCGAUGGCAUCAACAUUGGCGAGAUGUUCCAGCACAACAAGAUUCUCGACCUGAAUCGCCUGUACUCCAACGAUAUCCAUAAAAUCGCCAGGACCUACGGCAUUGAGGCCGCUUCCCAGGUGAUUGUCAAGGAAGUGAGCAAUGUGUUCAAGGUCUACGGGAUUACGGUGGACCGGCGGCACCUGUCACUCAUCGCCGACUACAUGACCUUCGAUGGAACCUUCCAGCCGCUGUCGCGCAAGGGCAUGGAGCACUCGUCGUCGCCGCUGCAGCAGAUGUCCUUCGAGUCCAGCCUGCAGUUCCUGAGGAGCGCCGCCGGUUUUGGUCGGGCGGACGAGCUGAGCUCCCCGUCGAGUCGUCUAAUGGUGGGCCUCCCAGUGCGAAAUGGUACCGGUGCCUUUGAGUUGUUGACCAAAAUCUGUUGAUUAAGUUUUU